This is a messenger RNA of Mus musculus (house mouse), 4682 nucleotides long. RefSeq names its product syntaxin 4A (placental) (gene Stx4a). Gene Ontology annotation, cellular component: cell surface; dendritic spine; plasma membrane. Gene Ontology annotation, molecular function: sphingomyelin phosphodiesterase activator activity; SNARE binding; SNAP receptor activity. Lineage: Eukaryota; Metazoa; Chordata; Mammalia; Rodentia; Muridae. The transcript has 9 exons. Gene Ontology annotation, biological process: organelle fusion; regulation of postsynaptic membrane neurotransmitter receptor levels; positive regulation of protein localization to plasma membrane. The record is from RefSeq and is a predicted model, not a curated record. The coding region runs from base 1380 to 2807 and encodes 475 amino acids.
CAGGCGGAUUUCUGAGUUCGAGGCCAGCCUGGUCUACAGAGUGAGUUCCAGGACAGCUAGGGCUACACAGAGAAACCCUGUCUCGAAAAACAAACAAACAAACAAACAAACAAACAAACAAAUCUGGGGAAAUGGCACCGUGAGAGAAGCGUAAAGAAGAUCAGGAAGCCACGGGCUUUAGUUUCAAAUACAGGAAAGGCUACUAUUCGGAUCAAAUCUUCUAUGCAGGACUGCUAUGUGGCAGCUACCGAAUUUGGUGUUGGGGAUUCCGUUAAAGAAAAGCAAGUCAUGCUGAGACGUCAGCUGUAAGGCAGGGCUGCGGAGGUAACAGUACAUUUUUCUCAGUCUGAGCUGCUCUGGAAUUGUCGUGCUGCUCAGAAGGUAGCGAGCUCAGCGGGACUGCAAUGCUCACUCGGGGCAUAGGCCGCCCACCUGUCAGAGGCUGUGCCAGGAGGACGCGGGGGAGCAGCGGGGGGAGCGCCACCUUGGCUGAGGUCACUUCCCACCCCCAGAUUCUCUGCCUACAAAACCCUGCAAUUCCCUGACGCUGGAGACUCGGGUCUUAUUAUUUCCUGAUUUCCAAGGUCUCAUGAUACUGACAGCCCCAAAUGCAAGUCUUCACUUUGCCCACGCCCGAGGACCCAAAAUUAAAACAACAAAAAAGUGAAUUCUACAGAGCAUCCUUAGUAGGUGGCUGAGAGUAGGCAGUGUACCCUUCCCCACCUCGAAGAAGCUGUUGGGGCACAGCUCAGACGCUGGGGUGUCGGGGACGUCGCGAGACUGAAGCCCGAGACGUCGCUGACAGGCCGGAACACAUGACUGGCGGUCGGGCGUGCAGCCCGCGGAGCUGGGCCCGGCCUGUCACGUGAUGAGGGGGCGCCAUGGGGUGAUGUGAGAUACGAGGCUCUCAGACUGCGUGCAAAUGACGCAUUCCCAACCCUUUGGGCAACUAGAUCUCGGCUCCAAUAUGAGAUGUUCCGGUAGUGGGGGGGGGGGGAGCAGCGGGGCGGGCUCUGGACUCAGGCAGCCUCGCUUCCGUUCGGCUGCCACUGCUUCCGACCUCCGCCUUUCCCUCUAGCGAGGACGAGCCGAGCCCUCGCGCGCAUGCUCGGAGUCAUCCCCCGAGGGGCGGGGCGGCAGCUGCGGGAGCAGGAUGGGGGGAAGAGAAGGGAAUUCCAACCUGUAGAACUUUGGGGGUCCUAUGAUCGGGUUCUUCCCCACGACUGUGGAUGGUGAAAGGGGUGGGGCCUUUGGCGGCUCCGGGGUGUACUGGAGUUCGCUGGGUGAGGGAGGGGGUGUCAAGUGUGAGAGAGGUGCAGGACUUCCAAAUUUAGAACCUUGAGGCCCUUUGGGCUCGGGUCCAGGGCACUCCGACCACCAUGCGCGACAGGACCCACGAGUUGAGGCAGGGGGAUAACAUCUCAGACGAUGAAGAUGAGGUUCGAGUCGCGCUGGUGGUGCACUCAGGUGCUGCCCGGUUGGGCAGCCCGGACGACGAGUUCUUCCAGAAGGUGCAGACAAUUCGGCAGACUAUGGCCAAACUGGAGAGUAAAGUCCGGGAGUUGGAGAAACAGCAGGUCACCAUCCUGGCCACGCCUCUUCCCGAGGAGAGCAUGAAGCAGGGCCUGCAGAACCUGCGAGAGGAGAUCAAACAGCUGGGGAGAGAGGUCCGGGCGCAGCUAAAAGCCAUAGAGCCCCAGAAGGAGGAAGCUGAUGAGAAUUACAACUCAGUCAACACAAGGAUGAAGAAAACCCAGCAUGGAGUCCUGUCCCAGCAAUUUGUCGAGCUCAUCAACAAGUGCAACUCAAUGCAGUCCGAAUACCGAGAGAAGAAUGUGGAGCGGAUCCGGAGGCAGCUGAAGAUCACCAAUGCUGGAAUGGUGUCUGACGAGGAGCUGGAACAGAUGCUGGACAGUGGGCAGAGUGAGGUGUUUGUGUCUAAUAUCCUGAAGGACACGCAGGUGACUCGGCAGGCCCUGAAUGAGAUCUCUGCGCGGCACAGUGAGAUCCAGCAGUUGGAGCGCAGUAUCCGAGAGCUCCAUGAGAUCUUUACGUUUCUAGCUACGGAGGUGGAGAUGCAGGGGGAGAUGAUCAACCGCAUCGAGAAGAACAUCCUGAGCUCGGCCGACUACGUGGAACGUGGGCAAGAGCACGUCAAGAUAGCCCUAGAGAAUCAGAAGAAGGCGAGGAAGGUAAGCCUGGCCCCCAGCCCCGGCCUUGGGCACUCCAGAGUGACUGUCCGUGACCCUUCCUCUCCCACAGAAAAAAGUCAUGAUUGCCAUCUGUGUCUCUGUCACUGUUCUCAUCUUGGCUGUCAUCAUUGGCAUCACCAUAACCGUUGGAUAAUGUCACAUGUUCUUGGUGAGAAAUGGCGGGCCUGCCCCAUCCCUGGCAGCAGCCUCCCCGCCUCCUGUCAGACCCAUUUCUUUCUCCUUCCCUUGCAGGCAUUGGGAGAGACAGAGACCCAGCUUUUGUGGAGGUGGGGCAGGCCUCCAACUGAACCCGUCCGCACACUGGACCUUGUGCAGAGGGCCUGCGGCUCGUCCUGGGUUGGCAGCUGCUCAUUCAUGGAGUCCUCCCCUGGAGUCCUCCACAAUGCCUGCGAGACAGUUUUCAAUGUCCUGUUUGUCUGGGAUACAUGGUUUUGUAAAAAAUUUAAAAAAAAAAAAAAAAAAAAAAAAGAAAGAAAGAAAAGAAUAAGAAGAAGCUUGGAGCCAGCUGUGCAGUGUGUUCUGGAAAGGUUGGCCCAGGCCUCAAGUAUCCAUUCUCCUUCCGCCUGGCCAUGGCUGACGCCAGCUCUGGUCUAGACAGGCUCAGGUCAGACUUCUCUAGAAGAGCAUCUAAGGGUGGGCAAGGUGGGCCAGGGAGAGGCAGCACUCACAGCUGGGACAUGGGUAAGGUGUGUAUGUGAGAGAUACAGGGGCAUUCCUGACACCAAGAGGAAGAGACAUCUUGAGAAACACUUCAGCAGACAGGAAGAACAAUUCUCAGUACGGACAGUGUUUAGGUGGAAUGUUAAGAUGUAAUGGAGACAGGCAGGCAGCAUAAGAAGUUCCCUAGCAGAGGAACCAGCUGGCCAGGUCCCAUGACCCGAGAUGAGCACUGCCUUUUGUUAAGAGGAGUUUUUAGAGACCCAUCACCCUGCAGUGGCUGCUUGGUUUAUAGGAAUUAUCCAGUGGAGGCAGACAGAGGAGCCUGGAACCUGGUUUUUCACAAGGCACAUGAGCUACAAGCUCUGAUUCUGUUUCAAGACCCAGCCUAGUCUACAUAGUAUAUUCCAGGCCAUUCAAGGCCAUUGAGGGUGGAUGGAGGGAGAAAUGAUUGAGUAGCCUGGCAUGGUAGUACACCUUUAAUCCUAACACUCUGGAGGCAGUGGGUGAAUCUUUGUGAGUUCAAGACCAGCCUGGUAUAUAUAGUAAGCUCCAGGACAGCAGGACUACGUGUGUGUGUGUGUGUGUGUGUGUGUGUGUGUGUGUGUACAGAUACACAUGCAUGCAGAGGUCAACUUUGGGGCAUAGGUUAUCUUCUAUUGUGGCUACCAGAGUCAAGCUUGGGCUGGGAGGUUGGUGUGGCAAGUGAUUGGCCCUGAUUAUGAAUUUUGAAUGGCUUCUAGUGCAGAUGCCUAGUUUCCAGAGAAGGAUAUAGCUUUUUACUGUGGCCACAUGGCUCAGAAGCUGCCCCUGGCCCAGGCUUGGUUAGUCAGUGGUCUUUGGCGUCAGACUCCAAGGCUCUCCAUCCUACUUUCAACCCCAUGAUACUCCACAGUCUUGAAAGGGCUAGAUGUGUCAGGCUACUGCACUCCCAAGCUAUUUCAGGAGGGACUCCUUCCUGCCUGCUUCAUCUGGCCAGGGGAGAUUACAUGCCUCUUGCUGUCUAUAUAUAGGAUGUAUAUAUAGACAUUAACUGGGAAACAACUGGUCAGAGAGCCUAGGUUUUUUCCUCCCUCAGCAUAAAGUGGCUCAUUUUAGGAAGUGGAUAUGUGCUGGGCGUCACAUGGAGUCUCCAGACACACCCAAAAAAAGUAGUAGAAUCACUACUGCUAAGGCAAAGCAACGACGGGUGUGGUGCACUCUGGAGGCAGAGCAGGAGGAUCUCUGUGAGUUCAGGGCAGCCUGGUCUACAGAGUUAAUUCUAGGGCGACACAGAGAAACCCUGGAGACAGACAGACAGGCAGACAGAUGGACAGGCAAGGGGAAUCUUCAGAUGGACAGACAAAAGUGAAAGACUUUGGGUUUGUGGGGAACGGUACUGGGAGUGAGUCAGGGAAGAGGCUUUAUCCCCUGGGAUGGGCAGAUGCUAACUAGCUGACCAAGCUGGGUGGGGCAGCUGGGAACCAGGGGCAUCUUGGCUGAACACUGCAUGUAUUUGGCUCUGGGGACUCUGGGCUUCCCUGUUUUCCAUCUCUUUUCUCUCCAAGGCCUCCAUUUCCAGCAGACUCUUGGCCUGUCAGCCACCUUUGUCCACUUUCUUACACUGCCUUCAAAGUAAAACACAGGACACCAACUGACCUGAUACAGAUGUUGGGCAUCAACAUCUGUGCAGCAAUGUCUGUCUCUAAAGUGUAUUGUUUUAUUUGCUUGUGUACACAUGUGUGGAGAUCAGAGAAUGACUCAAACGACUCUAGUUCUCUCCUUCCACGGGGUGGGACCCCAUUGAGCUCAAGUUGCCAAGCCUGGAGGCAA